AUGGAACAUUUACUUUUUGAGUAUGCAGGAGGAUAUGGGCUGUUUGAGCUAAUAGCGUAUGAGGACAUGUCGAAGUCUUCGUAUGAGGAGUACAUGAGGCUUAGUCAAGUGGUGAGGUACAAGUCUGGAAUGCAGUUUGAAGGAGUGGGAGAUGCACUUGAGCACAUGCGAAGUCUUUCGAAGGGAGAGAUACACACAGAGUUGAAGAAUUUUCUUGAGCUGAACAGAGUGAAAGUAGUUCAUUGUGAUGUAUCACUGAAGAAGGGGCUUGAUGCGAUUGGAAUCAAGCAUAAAAGCAGUGAGAACAUUAUGCGGGGAGUUAGGAUGAUGUAUGAGAAGCUGAUGAGGCUGGAAGGAUAUGAUAGAAGGCAGAUGGAGCUUGGGCUUUCGCAUGGAUAUUCGAGGGAGAAGGUUGAGUAUAAUGUGAAGAGGGAGGACUGCAUUGUUAUGCAUACAGUGAUGCUGCUUGAUCAGGUUGACAAAGAUAUAAACUCGUAUUCGAUGAGGAUUAGAGAGAUGUAUGGAUGGGUGUUUCCUGAGCUUGGAAGGAAGCUGAAAGAGAAUGGAGAGUAUGUGAAAGCAGUUAAGUGGAUGAUAAUGAAAGAGAGGGGUGAGCUAAUGGGAGAAGAGAUAGGCGAUGAGAGGAUUGGAGAGAUUGCAAGGAUGAAGGAAACCAGCAUUGGGAUGAAUAUAUUGCCUGAUGAUUUGGAAAACAUGAGGAAACUAAUUGAGGUUGUUGAAGAGAAGAUUGAGAUUAGGAGAGAGUUGAACGAGUAUCUUGGAAGAAAGAUGGGUGUUGUUGCGCCUAAUCUGGCCGCGAUUCUUGGGAACUGCCUGAGUGCACGGAUGAUAUGCCAGGCAGGAGGGUUAUUUAAUCUUGGAAAGGCACCAGCAUCUACGGUGCAGCUUUUCGGGGCAGAGAAGUCGCUGUUUAGAUCUUUGAAGAUGAAAUCGAGAACACCGAAGUAUGGGCUUAUAUAUGGAGCAGGGUGCUUGUCUAGGAUGAAGGACAAGGACAAGGGGAGAAUGAGCAGGUAUAUUGCGACAAAAUGCUCGAUAGCUGCAAAGAUAGACUGUUUUAACAAGGAGAGGACGUCUAUGUAUGGCAUGGAAUUGAAGGAACUGAUUGAUAAGAAAAUACAGUCUUUGCAUUCGAAAGAUGAUGAGAAGGUUGAGGUGACUGCUGAUGUUGUCCAGAGGGUGUUUGAUAAGAUUAAUGGAAAAGAAAAGAGUAGGGAUGAGGUUGAGAAUGAAAGUGUAGAAAACAAACCGAAACGAAAGUGCUUGAAGAGCGACAUUGAGGAUGUUUUUAGAUUUGGAAAAAAGAAUUCGAAAAAAGGCAGCAAGGAUGAGAAAAGGGUAAGUUUUGAUCUGACACGAAAUGCAAUCAAAGAGACUGAUAGAGGGAUUUCGAAGUUUAAGAGGCGAAGCUAA
Ordospora pajunii is the source of this 1434-nucleotide messenger RNA. Its product is annotated as fibrillarin. The record is from RefSeq and is a predicted model, not a curated record. Bases 1 to 1434 code for a protein of 477 amino acids. Gene Ontology annotation, molecular function: snoRNA binding. The transcript has a single exon. Lineage: Eukaryota; Fungi; Microsporidia; Ordosporidae. Gene Ontology annotation, cellular component: small-subunit processome; box C/D methylation guide snoRNP complex.